UUCAAACAAUAAUUUGGAAAAACCCUCAGACUCAGCAUAUACUUUUUCAAAAAUCCCCAGACUACACACAUCAUGUUUGGAGCAACUUGUACCCAGAAAAUUAAACUUUGGAUGCAAUCCAUGGACGGAUAUCGUCUGCCGUGCAAAGUGGAUCGAUUUCAACCCCUGGCCACCAUGCUCAAGGACACAUACCGCAAGAGCAGGGGACGAUGGAGCGGCCGCAUGAAGCUCACCUUCGAUGGGCAGCAGAUCAUGGAGUGGGACACCUGCAACUCCCUAGGCAUGGUGGACGACGAUCUCGUACACGUUCACAUUACCCGCUACGGCGAUGGCCCCAAGUGACCAGAUGGGCAUAAAUUUUUGUAACGUUUUUUGAUAAAUGGUAGAACUGAGUCAACGAA
Molecule: messenger RNA, 401 nt
Organism: Drosophila bipectinata
Lineage: Eukaryota; Metazoa; Arthropoda; Insecta; Diptera; Drosophilidae
Product: small ubiquitin-related modifier 3
Source: RefSeq, a predicted model, not a curated record